Molecule: messenger RNA, 624 nt
Organism: Dromiciops gliroides (monito del monte)
Lineage: Eukaryota; Metazoa; Chordata; Mammalia; Microbiotheria; Microbiotheriidae
Product: developmental pluripotency-associated protein 4-like
Biological process (GO): system development
Cellular component (GO): nucleus
Molecular function (GO): chromatin binding
Source: RefSeq, a predicted model, not a curated record
AUGGGAACGAAAAGCAAGUGGGGAUCCCAUAAGCUGUUACACAUACUCCAAAGAAAACAAAGUCCAAGAGUUACCUCAAUACUUCUGAAAUCCCAGAAUGAUGAAGUUCCUCCUAUGCCCACCCCUCUGUCUCCUCUGCACAGCUUAUCCCGAAAUAACCUUCAGGCCUGGUGCCAGAGACUCAGUAUCAGUAAAAAUGGCUGGGACACCCCCAGCACGGAAGAAAAGGCCCAGUGGAUAAACAUCAAAAUGGAAACUUCAGUUGAGGAAGAUUGUCCAGGUGAGGUGGCUAAAGCAGCAGAGACACUGACAAAUAAGAAAAAGAAAAGAGAGGUAACAAAGACUCCUCUAGUCCAGACAGCCAAAAUAGCAGCAUGGGGCAGACUCAUGGCAACAGUGAAGUCCAAGGUAUGUGUAGUACAUGGUGAAGCUUUUCCUAAUGAUGUCCCUGGUUUAGUUCCUUUGAAAUUCCAUGGUGGACAGACCUGGGUGCCUGAAAAUGACAUACUGAUCCCUCUCUUGUUAUUGCCCACCUGCUCUUUUCCACCCCCAGAAGUAGAAGACAAUUGGUUGUGCCCCAAAUGUGUCUUCAGGAACAAAAUCCUGAUGGAAAAUUUUCUGUGA